AUGGCCCCGUCCGCCUCAAAACAAAAGCGUCUCGCGGAGAAGGCUGCGAAGCAGUCUGCAAAGGUUAAGGGCAGCAAGGACACCGAUGCGUCGACCUCGACCUCGACCCCGACUGGCUCCGCCUACGGCAGCUCCGUCAACACCCCUAUCACGAGCAUGUCUGCUGCGACGAGCCAGGAGGACCUCAGCGUGAUGGCCAAGCUCCAGAUCGCCACCGACCGGAGUGCGGCCGGCGUCCUCGUCUCGGACAUCAAGGGCAGGGACAUCAAGAUGGAUUCGUACACGCUCUCCUUCCACGGCCGCCUCCUCAUCGAGGGCGCCGAGGUCUCCCUCAACUACGGCCAGCGGUAUGGUCUCCUCGGCGAGAACGGGUCCGGAAAGUCGACAUUCCUCCAAUCCAUCGCCGACCGCGACAUCGACAUCCCGGAACAUAUCGACAUCCACCUCGUCCGCGGCGAGGCCGAGCCCUCAGACGUCAAUGCGAUCGACUACAUCGUCGCCUCAGCAAAGGAAAAGGUCGCCAAGCUCGAACAGCGCAUCGAGGACCUCUCCGUCGCCGACGACGUCGACGAGCUCCAGCUCGACCAACUUUACGAGGAGCUCGAGGAGAUGGACCCCUCCACCUUCGAGGCCAAGGCUGGCUCCAUUCUCCACGGUCUCGGCUUCUCCCAGCAGAUGAUGGCCAAGCCGACCAAGGACAUGUCCGGUGGAUGGCGGAUGCGCGUCGCCCUCGCCCGCGCGCUCUUCGUCAAGCCCCACCUCCUCCUCCUCGACGAGCCGACGAACCACCUGGACCUCGAGGCCGUGGUCUGGCUCGAGGCGUAUCUGUCCAUGUACAACCACAUCCUCGUCAUCACCUCGCACUCACAGGACUUCAUGGACACCGUCUGCACGAACAUCAUGGACCUCACGCCCAAGAAGAAGCUCGUCUACUACGGCGGCAACUACUCGACCUACGUCCGCACCAAGACCGAGAACGAGGUGAACCAGAUGAAGGCGUACGCGAAGCAGCAGGAGGAAAUCGCGCACAUCAAGAAGUUCAUCGCCUCGGCCGGUACGUACGCGAACCUCGUGAAGCAGGCCAAGUCGAAGCAGAAGAUCAUCGACAAGAUGGAGGCCGCCGGGCUGAUCGAGAAGAUCGAACUGGUGAAGCCCCUCCGAUUCAACUUCGAGGACGUUUCGAAGCUCCCCCCGCCGAUCCUCGCGUUCAACGAGGUCGCGUUCUCGUACUCGGGCAAGCCAGAGGACUAUCUCUACAAGGACCUCUCCUUCGGUAUCGACAUGGACUCGCGCAUCGCCAUCGUCGGGCAGAACGGGACGGGCAAGUCGACGCUGCUCAACAUGAUCACCGGCCAGCUGCAGCCGUCAGCGGGCACGAUCUCGCGCCACGUCGGGCUCAAGCUCGCCAAGUACUCGCAGCACUCGGCGGACCAGCUCCCUUACGAGAAGAGCCCGAUCGAGAACCUCCAGUCCCUCUACCACGAGAAGUUCCCGGAGAAGGACUUGCAGGCGUGGCGCGCGCAGCUCGGCCGGUUCGGUCUCUCGGGCGCGCACCAGACGUCGCCCAUCAAGCAGCUCUCAGACGGUCUCCGGAAUCGUGUCGUGUUCGCGCAGCUGGCGAUGGAGCACCCGCACAUCCUCCUGCUCGACGAGCCGACGAACCAUUUGGACAUGGCGUCUAUCGAUGCGCUCGCGCGCGCGAUCAAGGAGUACGAGGGUGGCGUCGUCAUCGUCUCGCACGACUUCCGGCUGAUCUCGCAAGUGGCCGAGGAACUGUGGGAAGUUAAGAAUCGGAAGAUCAAGAACCUGACGAAGGAGGACAUCACGAUCGUAGACUACAAGAAGCUCCUCGUCAAGAACAGUAUGGCGGCGCUCGAGAAGGCGAAACUGUUCAGCAAGUCGACGGGCAAAACGAAGACGUAG
Molecule: messenger RNA, 1923 nt
Organism: Epithele typhae
Lineage: Eukaryota; Fungi; Basidiomycota; Agaricomycetes; Polyporales; Epitheliaceae
Product: P-loop containing nucleoside triphosphate hydrolase protein
Exons: 8
Coding region: 1-1923 (640 amino acids)
Molecular function (GO): ATP hydrolysis activity; ATP binding
Source: RefSeq, a predicted model, not a curated record